Messenger RNA from Parasteatoda tepidariorum (common house spider), 1224 nucleotides. It is a transcript of the gene Trmt61, whose product is annotated as tRNA methyltransferase 61. Gene Ontology annotation, cellular component: tRNA (m1A) methyltransferase complex; nucleus. The record is from RefSeq and is a predicted model, not a curated record. Gene Ontology annotation, molecular function: tRNA (adenine(58)-N1)-methyltransferase activity. NCBI's taxonomy places the organism in Eukaryota, Metazoa, Arthropoda, Arachnida, Araneae, Theridiidae. Gene Ontology annotation, biological process: tRNA methylation.
AUUAAUCAAUUUUGAUUGUAAACACGUUUUCAAUAGCCGCUGUACUGAUUUCAUACCUUAUGAUUUUUAACACAUUUUAAUCAUUAAAUGCUAUUUUUUUUCCAGUUUCUCAUUUCUGUACGUAACUUAUUUGAAGAACAUAGUUUAACUUGUUUUCAGUGUUUUGAAUUAGAGUUGACAAAAUGAAUAUGUUAAAAUAUAAAGAAGUUAUUGAAGAAGGAGAUUUAGUAAUCAUAUAUUUAGAUGUUCGUCAUAUGUAUCCCCUCACAAUUAAAAAUGACGAAGUUUUCCAAAGUAAAUACGGUGCUUUAAAACAUAAUGAUUGUAUAGGUAAAAAAUUUGGCAGUCCUGUGCCAUGUACUAGAGGAUAUGUGUAUGUACUUUUUCCUACACCUGAGUUGUGGACUGUUACCUUACCACAUAGAACACAAAUUUUAUAUGCUGCAGAUAUUAGUUUCAUAAUUAUGCAAUUAGAUUUGAAACCUGGAUCUGUUGUGUGUGAAGCUGGAACUGGAAGUGGGUCUCUGACCCAUGCAUUAGCAAGAGCAGUUGCUCCAAAUGGUUCAGUUUAUACAUUUGAUUUUCAUGAAAAAAGAGUUGAGCUUGCACAAAAAGAGUUUGAUUCACAUGGUUUCAGUUCUAUAGUGAAAAUUGAAAUGAAAGAUGUGUGUUCUAGUGGAUUUGGACUGAAGAACAUUGCAGAUGCUGUGUUCUUGGAUCUUCCAAAUCCAUGGGAUGUUAUUUCCCUUAUCAUCGAUUCAUUCAAAUCAUCUGGUGGUAGAAUUUGUACCUUUUCACCAUGCAUUGAGCAAGUCCAGCGUACUUGUGAUGCUCUUCAUAAAUGUGGCUUUCAAGAUAUAGUUACUGUUGAAUGCUUGCAAAGAACUUAUGAUGUGAAAAAAAUUACCCAAACUAUUCUUAAUUUUAAACAUUCAAAAAAGGAUCCUUCAUUAACUGAUGACAAUCCUCAAGAACAGAAAAUUCGCAAAGAGGACCCAGUAUCAGAAAAAUCUGAUGUUAAUAAGGAUGAACCUAGUGAUUGUGAAACUGUUACUCACUGGUCAGCCGUGCCACCGCUUGAAACUGCUGGUCAUACUGGUUACCUUACCUAUGCUUCAUAUAUUAAAUUAGAUUGAUGUAACUUCAUAAAAAUCUAUUUAUUGUUUGUUACAAUGUAACAUAAACCAAAAGCCAUGUUGUAAAUACACAUAUUUUAUUGAGUAA